Messenger RNA from Penicillium oxalicum, 1368 nucleotides. Its product is annotated as DUF3712 domain-containing protein. The transcript is spliced from 3 exons. Bases 1 to 1368 code for a protein of 455 amino acids. Gene Ontology annotation, cellular component: fungal-type vacuole membrane. The record is from RefSeq and is a predicted model, not a curated record. Lineage: Eukaryota; Fungi; Ascomycota; Eurotiomycetes; Eurotiales; Aspergillaceae.
AUGGGGAAAAAGGCAGUAGAAGACCGGCCGGCCUACCUGAGCUCCGAUGAUGCAAAGUACUCCCUUGGUGUCAAUCGCGGUCCUCUACCCACAGGCCAUGAUGAGAACUCCAAAUUGGAACAGGUGGACUCUGCCGGCGGAGUGUCUCUCGCAACGACGCACCGCUCACGUCGACAGCGAAUAGCGCGCCAUUGGAAACGUUUCUGGUGCUGCUACCUGAUCGGAAACAUUAUCUUUCUGGCCAUUUUCUUGCCAAUUUUCUUCCUCGUCGUUUUACCCGCAGUCUCACAACUGGUGGUCAACAAGUCCGACCUGGUUCUUGUCAAUGCUUCGGUGAUGCAACCUCGGCCCGACUCAAUUUUGUUGACUCUGCAAUCAGCACUGGAUUUGAAGCUCGCUCUGCCUGUGCGCAUUGAUCCUGUGACGCUCAAACUCUUCAACCGCGAUACAGGGGUGGAUAAUGCCUGGGGAAAUAUCACAAUCCAGGGGAAGACUAUCAAAGGAAACACGACACUGGGGGUCGAGGAUCAGCAUACGCCCUUGACCAAUGUAACUUCAUGGACCAGCUAUGUGCGCAACGUGGUCUUUCAAAAAGAAACUGCGCUCUCCGUUCAUGGCUCGACAAAUUCGUAUCUUGGGAAGAUCAAAUCCAAGGUGACUAUGGAUAAGGAUAUCGUUUCUCCGAGCCUCGACUCUUUUAGAGGGUUCAGCAUAUCCAACAGCACCUUGCUUCUUUCCGGCAAUUCAAGUGACACGAAUCUCAUCGGCAAUGCGACCCUUCCCAAUCCAUCGAUUUUGACCAUUGAGAUCGGCACUAUUAUUCUGGAUAUCUACAGUGGAAGCCUUUUGAUUGGCAAUGCAUCCUUGGACGGCCUCACUCUCAAGCCUGGCAACAACACGAGCCCCAUCAAGGGCUUCUUGGAUCUGAAAAAGAUCAUUGCCAAUUUGGGGGCAGUCCUCAAGUCUCAAGCUGCUGCGAUCAAGUCCGGAAACUUGGCUCUCAAGACAGUCACCAGAUCUGUGGUUUGGAACGGUACCGAAGUCCCCUAUUACACUCAGGUGAUGCAUGAGCUUCCGCUUAUUGCCGAGGUGAGCCUGCUCGGUACGCUGAGGAACACACUACACCAUCUGCUGCAUCCCGACGGCUCGAGCGGUGGUGGCACUGGCAAUCUCACCUCGAUCAUCUCCGGCCUCAAUCUGACUGAUGCCAUUAAUGCCGCCAAGGACGACCUCAACUUGACGGACAGUCGCUCCGUGUCAUCUGCGCUGAAGCGGAAUGUUCAUCUUCUGGAUCUGUUCAAAGGCGAACACCCCGUCAAGCGAGACGCUCUCAUCGACUCAAUGGCCAAGCUUUAUGUCAAGGCAUAA